Messenger RNA from Apodemus sylvaticus (European woodmouse), 685 nucleotides. It is a transcript of the gene Med29, whose product is annotated as mediator complex subunit 29. Gene Ontology annotation, molecular function: transcription factor binding; transcription coregulator activity. NCBI's taxonomy places the organism in Eukaryota, Metazoa, Chordata, Mammalia, Rodentia, Muridae. The coding region runs from base 41 to 640 and encodes 199 amino acids. The record is from RefSeq and is a predicted model, not a curated record. Gene Ontology annotation, cellular component: mediator complex. The transcript has 4 exons. Gene Ontology annotation, biological process: regulation of transcription by RNA polymerase II.
ACGCGCUUGUGACGUGUUUCCGGUGUUCUCGCCGAGGAAAAUGGCUGCGCCCCAGCCGCAGGCUGCGGCGGUUUCCUCUGCUGCCGGUGUGUCAGGUCCGGGUUCUGCCGGUGGUCCGGGUCCCCAGCCACAGUCGCAACCGACACAACUGGUGGGCUCUGCCCAGAGCGGGCUUCUGCAGCAGCAGCAACAGGACUUCGAUCCUGUGCAGCGCUACAAGAUGCUCAUUCCACAACUGAAGGAGAGUCUCCAGACUUUGAUGAAGGUUGCAGCCCAGAAUCUGAUUCAGAACACUAACAUUGACAAUGGACAGAAUUGCAGUGACGGACCCAUACAGCGCUUUGACAAGUGUCUGGAGGAGUUUUAUGCACUCUGUGAUCAGCUGGAACUCUGCUUGCGCCUGGCCCACGAGUGCCUUUCACAGAGCUGUGACAGCGCCAAACACUCUCCAACACUGGUUCCCACAGCCACAAAGCCGGAUGCAGUGCAGCCAGACAGCCUGCCCUACCCACAGUACCUGGCUGUCAUCAAAGCCCAGAUUACCUGUGCCAAAGACAUUCACACUGCCCUGCUGGACUGUGCCAACAAGGUCACUGGCAAGACUACUGCACCCUCAACUGGCCCUGGGGGCAGCCUCUGAAGUCUGGCGGGAGGGGCAGAGAAUGAAGUAUGGCCUGAGGCAAAA